AAGCCCCGGGAAUCUGUAUGAGACCCAGAAAUGAAAUACAGGAAAGUUUCACAAUUUUCAGAUCUAAUAAAACAAAAGUACUUUCUUUAAUCUUCCUCCUCGUCAAAUCCAAAGUUUUAACCAACACAAACUACCUCUCGAAUUCUACACUACCCAUCACAACAUAUACGUACACCUCUCCCCCAUUUGCUAAAACUCGGACUUUCUUCUUUUUCAUACGAAGUUUUAUCCAAAUAGUUAUUUGGGUACUUCCAUAAUGAUUGUUGAUAAAGAGAAAUCUGAGGGUGAAAAGAAGGUUUGGAGUUUGUGUAAAAUGCCGUUUUGGCAAACACCCAGCGGUUCUUCUUCUUCGUCCUCAUCUUCUACUUCAUUGUCUGCUGUGAAUCACAACAGUGUUUAUCAGCAGAGCCACACUCUUCAGCCUGUUGAGAAAUCUAAUGUUGGUUCCUCCAUCGCUGUUUCUUCUAUGGCAAAGUCUCUGCUUCCUACUAGAAGAAGGCUCCGGCUUGAUCCACCCAACAAGCUGUACUUUCCUUAUGAACCUGGUAAACAGGUCAGAAGUGCAGUUGAGAUUAAAAACACCAGCAAGUCUCCUGUAGCUUUCAAGUUCCAAACAACGGCACCAAAGAGUUGUUAUAUGCGCCCUCCAGGUGGUAUACUUGCUCCUGGUGAAAGUCUUAUUGCAACUGUGUUCAAGUUUGUGGAACCUCCAGAGAACAAUGAGAAACCAGUAGACCAGAAGAGCAAGGUUAAAUUCAAGAUCAUGAGCUUAAAAGUGAAAGGAGAAAUGGACUAUGUUCCAGAACUGUUUGAUGAGCAAAAAGAUCAGACAGCAGUGGAGCAGAUUUUGCGGGUUGUUUUCCUUGACGCAGAACGUCCUAACCCUGCACUAGAAAAACUCAAGCGACAAUUAGCUGAGGCUGAAGCUUUACUUGAGGAGCGGAAGAGGCCUGCAGAGGACGCAGGACCCCGCAUAGUUGGAGAAGGACUAGUUAUAGAUGAAUGGAAAGAACGAAGAGAAAGGUAUCUAGCAAAACAGCAAGUGGAAGGGGUUGAUUCUGUUUAAACUCUUCGUUUCCCUUGGCUGCCAAUACUUGGGAAGCUUUUCCCUCGGGAGGAGAUUGAAGCAAUGUGUUUUGUGAAUUUCAUUUGGUUUCAGACACUUUGAUGAUUCAUGGUUUCUUUGUCAUUACUUGUAGAUAUAAAAAGGAUUUUUGAUUUACUUCUGGAAGUUUUGCUCAUUCUGGAUCCAUUUCUGUACUGCAUUUGAUCUGGGAUUUCCUUAAAUUUAUGAAACGGAUUAUGUUUUAGUGUUUGA
This is a messenger RNA of Carica papaya (papaya), 1318 nucleotides long. RefSeq names its product vesicle-associated protein 4-1-like. The record is from RefSeq and is a predicted model, not a curated record. Gene Ontology annotation, cellular component: endoplasmic reticulum membrane; plasma membrane. NCBI's taxonomy places the organism in Eukaryota, Viridiplantae, Streptophyta, Magnoliopsida, Brassicales, Caricaceae. Gene Ontology annotation, biological process: endoplasmic reticulum membrane organization.